UUUUUCAGAACCUGAACGUUAAAAUCGCCUCUUCUCUCUCUACCUCUCUCCCGUUUGGCCGAUAUAUAUAUAUAUAUUUACAUUCCCGGCGAUUUCACGUAAACUCAGCUAAACACAACACACAAAGAAGAAAAAAGUUCAAAUCUUGAAUUUUUUUUCGAAGAAUAUGAACCCCAUUUGCUUUAAUAUUGAGCAGAGUACAGAAUUAUAAGGAAAAGAAACAAAGAUUUGAUUUUUAGCUUGUGGGUGUUGUGAUUUUGAUGGUUUUAAACUGAUAUUGAAGAUUUGGAAGUGUUUAUAUGGCGAUGGGACCUGAAAGAUCGAAACCUUUACAUAAUUUUUCUUUACCAUGUGGGCUGAAGUGGGGUAAUCAGAAGUUCUUAAGGUGCGUUAAGGAAGAUUCCGAUGAAGAAAUGUCAAGGUCGGAAUUGAUCGGACGGCGGAGGGAAACAGGGGUGGUGGAACGGCACCGGACGAAAUUCAGAUCGGUGAACGGAGAUAGUGGUGAGGGAAUUGAAGCUGUGAGAGAGAAACUGAUGAUUGAUCUUCAAACAGAAGCUGAUAAGAUGAAAGACGCGAUUUUACGGGAAGGAUUAGAUUCUCCGGCACCGGUGCCGGCGACGACGAAUGUGAAAGUAGAUGUAUCUGAUGCAGCCGCCGUCGGCGACUUAUCCAGGCCAUGGAGCUUGAGGACUCGGCGUGCGGCUUGUAACGAGCCGAACGGGGUCCUCGCCGGCGCCGGAGCUGGUGGAAGUGGUGGAUCGAAGGAAAUGAACGGUUUGCCGCCAUUAAAGACGGAGAAUAACAAAUCUUCAAGAUUUCGAAGUGAAUUUUCCGGUGGAGUGACCGCCGGAGCUUCUUGUAGCGGCGAGAAGAGACAGAGGGUGAAAUAUUCCGUUCCCCUUUCACGAAAAGAGAUCGAAGAAGAUUUCAUGGCGAUGAUCGGACAUAGACCCCCUCGUAGACCCAGAAAACGAGCUAAAUUGGUUCAAAAAAAUUUGGACACGCUAUUUCCGGGAUUAUGGUUGACGGAAAUUACAGCUGACUUAUACAAAGUGCCUGAAGAUCAGUAGAUUUGAAGAAAAGAUCAUUUUUUUGUGAUAUCAAUGGUAAAUUUUAUUAUGAUGGAACAACUAUAGUUUGGAAAUUUGAUGAAAUUAUUGAAUUUCUUGUAUAACAGAAAAGGGUGUAAAAAAAAAUGCAAUUUUGUUAUUUAUUCUUAUCUUUUGUGUUUAUGCUCAUUGGUUUAAGUUUAUAACAUAGUUGUUGAUGUUA
Solanum tuberosum (potato) is the source of this 1275-nucleotide messenger RNA. RefSeq lists its product as uncharacterized. Bases 300 to 1073 code for a protein of 257 amino acids. The record is from RefSeq and is a predicted model, not a curated record. Lineage: Eukaryota; Viridiplantae; Streptophyta; Magnoliopsida; Solanales; Solanaceae. The transcript has 2 exons.